Messenger RNA from Acanthopagrus latus (yellowfin seabream), 1779 nucleotides. RefSeq lists its product as uncharacterized. Gene Ontology annotation, molecular function: MHC class II protein binding; protein tyrosine kinase binding. The transcript is spliced from 8 exons. Gene Ontology annotation, biological process: T cell activation; interleukin-15-mediated signaling pathway; positive regulation of ERK1 and ERK2 cascade. Gene Ontology annotation, cellular component: membrane raft; external side of plasma membrane. Lineage: Eukaryota; Metazoa; Chordata; Actinopteri; Spariformes; Sparidae. Bases 108 to 1511 code for a protein of 467 amino acids. The record is from RefSeq and is a predicted model, not a curated record.
UCAGACAGAGAGAAAGACAGACCUGGGGAGGUGGAAAACAGAGUCGAUAGAAGUUCAAGAGAGAGUGAUUAAAGUGAGGUUUUUACUAAAACAAAAGCAGCAAAAAGAUGCUGUCAGAGUGUUUCAUCUUUGGUGUGAUUACCUUUCUUAUAGCAGGGGCACAAUGUCAAGACACGGAGGUGUUCGCUGAGGCAGGCUCUCAGGCUGUGCUGCCGUGUAAAUACAGCUCUAAAUCCACAGUAGCCCCUGCCAUCUUGUGGAACAAUGGCAACAAAGGCACUGUUUGGAGAAAGGAUAAGAACGGUCUGCAGUACUGGGGCUCUAGCUGGACCCACCGAGCAAGAUGCCCCCACUCCCAGUUUGAACGAGGCGACUUCAGCCUGCAGCUUAAUGACGUGACAGAGCAGGAUGGAGGAAUUUACCUUUGCAGGGUGGUAGGCGAUCGCGGGGUCACUGAGAGCAGGAUCGUGCUCAUCAUCAUUAAAGUGUCUGUCUCUCCAGUGGUGCCCAUGUCGGGGAGCGACGUUUCAAUCAGCUGUAAAGUGACCCCAGAAUCUCACAGAGGCACUGUGCGGUGGAUGCUGAACAACAGACCAUUUGGGACCGCCAAAAGUGUUGUGAAUGAAAAGGCAUCCGCGAGAGUGACAGGAAACUGGACCUGUGUGGUGGGCUACAAGGGCAAAGAGGGGCGAGCUUCGGCAACCCUGACUGUAAAGGGAAUCAUCCAUCCAUCCAAAGACUAUGCUAAGCUCUACACUGCCGUGGGAUCUGCCAUCACUCUCCCCUGUGUGUUCUCCCCUGGGUUAUUCCCAGUUAAGCCGGCCUUGGAGAAACUCAAACCUGGGUCUCUUUUUUUACACACUCCUGAUCGCCUCCCUGCUUCUUUCAUUGCAUCCUCGCCGUCCUCUCAGCCCACCUCGGAUCACUCUGCCACUUUGAACGAAGUUGAGUUUGAGGACCAGGGCACGUACAGAUGCUCUGGGGUCGUAAAGGGACAAUGGCUGACUCGAAACAUGCAGCUUGUUGUUGCUAAAAUUGACAGCAGCACCCCGUCAAAGAAAAGAGACUCCGUGACAUUGACCUGCCAGCUGACCGACACAAGCGAAGUCGUCGACUACGAAUGGGUUCAUGUGGUCCAUGACAUCAACGGCACCCAGUCAGUGGAGUCCAUCCAGAAGGGGAAGACUCUAAGCUUAGGCAAAGUGUCGGAGGAGAACCAGGGCGAAUGGACAUGUCGUUUCUACGGGCAGCAGGGCAUGUUGGGAAAUGUAACACACCAUGUUCCUAUGAUGGGUGGUCUGAGUGGAAAAAAAUCAUCAAGCGUCUCAAAUAACACCACCGCCGUGGUCGGGCUCAGCAUUCUCCUCCUCGUUCUGCUGCUGGUUUUGGUGAAGAUGUACCUGAACCACCAACGGAGGAAAAGGAUCUUGCAGUACCCUGCGCUGGAGACGAUUGUUCAUACCACCUCCAACGAGCGGGAGGAGAGAGAACGGAACCGAGAGAAAAAGUGAAGACACGGUGAAGCAGAGGCAUCGCAGGACAGAUCUCACAGCCCUAAGCUGAAGUGAGACCCAUCGUUUUCAUGCCCGCAACACCUUCGGAGGCUUUGGUUUGCACAAGUUUUGUAAAUAUUUUCAGAGCAGACGUUGUAGCAGCACUGUUGUUGAAUUUGAAAUGUGUUAUGAUGCAAUCUGAGUUGUAACCGUUGUUUUACUCUACGUGAGGAUCUGUUUUUAUGUAUAACUACUGAGAAUAAAAUGUUUUGAAAUAAAGCAAGCU